AAUACAGCUUUGUCUGCUUCAAUCUAUAACCUUUUAGUUAAUUGUAUGAUCCCUUUCCUAUGGUGAUUAAGUUUCUACUAUCUUAUGUAUCCAAACAUACAUUUUCUCACCCUGCCAACAAUUUCAUAUAUAUUUAUGCAGGGAUUCGCAAAUGGGCAUCAUAAAUUCAGUCAUUGGUUUGCUGAACGAUUUUGAUUUUGGCCAAGUUUGGAAAUAUGUCGAGUAUCAGAUCUAUUACGAGGAUUAUGUAUGCAAAUUCGAAGCAAUGCAAAAGAAGCUGAAAGACCGCGUGGAAGACGUUGAGGCAGAAUUAGAGACACAACUUAAACAGCCCGGAAAGAAGGCACGGAAAGAAGUUGACGCUUGGCGAGAGGAAGCACACAAAGAAACUACUGUAAAGGUUGAAGAUCUGAUCUGCAGAGGGGGUUAUUUCACAUUUAUUUGGUCAUCAAGAAAUCUAGAUGAAAAGACUGAAGAAUUGAAGCGAAUACUUGAGGAAGGAAAAGAAUUCACUAAUGUUGGUGUGAGUUUGGUCAUAGAUGAUCACUCAAAAAAAGGAGUUCCAAUGCCUGCUGAAAAAUGCAUUGCACGUGAUGAUGUACAAGAAGAAAUUCUGCAACUAUUGAGGGGAGACAAGGUUACAAGAAUUGCAGUUUGUGGAAUGGGUGGCGUGGGCAAGACAACAAUCAUGAAGCAAGUCUACAACCAUCUACUGAAAGAACCCAAACUUAACCAAGUUAUUUGGGUAAAAGUAUCAAAAGACUUUGAUAUUAUUGUCGAGCAAAAAAAACAGUUUGAUGUUCUCAAGUUUCAGAAGAGGAUUGCAAGAAAAUUGGGAAUAGAACUGAAGAAUGAGGAUCAAGAGACAACUGAGCUUGCGGAACUGAUAUCACAAACAUUACAACAGCGUAAUUGUGUGCUAAUUCUGGAUGAUGUGUGGGAGCCUUUUUCUCCAGAAAUUGUUGGAAUCCCUGAUCUACUUGGAAAUAAUGGUUGCAAGUUAGUGCUCACGACACGGAUACAACAAAAGGUUGCUCGUGCAAUGGAGUGUGAAGUGAUCCUUGUGAAGCCUCUUUCAGAUGAUGAAGCAUCAAGAUUAUUCUUAGAUAAAGUUGGAAGUGCCUUGUUAUCCAAUCCCAAAUUCAAAAGUGAUAUAGAACCAUUUUUCAAUCAGAUUUUGAAGAAAUGUAACGGUCUACCCCUUGCUAUUGGGACAGUGGCGAAAACCAUGAAAGGAAAAUUUGAUCGUUGCUCGUGGGAGAUGGCAGAUAAAGAAUUGAGCAACUCUGAAGAAUUUUUCGAUUGCUUGAAAUUCAGUUAUGAUCACUUAGAAGAAUUGUGCAAGAACUGUUUUCUGUAUUGUGCAUUAUAUCCUGAGGAUCAUGAAAUCCCCAAAGAGGAAUUAAUUGAGUGUUUGAUUGAGGAGGGAUUUAUAAAAGAUGGAAGGGGAUCUCGGCACUUAAUGAAUAGUGAGGGCCAUGUUAUUCUUGGGAAGUUAAUAGACAACUGCAUGUUGGAAUUGGUUACAGAAGAUGAAGAGGUAGAUUGUGUGAGUAUGCAUGAUCUUCUCCGAGAAAUGGCGUUGAAUAUCAGUCCUCGAUUCAUGGUGAAAGCUGGCAUGGCCUUGGAAGAGCUACCAGAGGCGCAUGAAUGGAGAGAAGAUCUUUUGAAGGUUUCUCUAAUGAAUAAUAGCAUAAGAGAAAUUCCUUCAAGCAUGUUGUCUCCCAAGUGUCCAGUGCUCACAACCUUGUUGUUGUCCAGUAAUAAUAUUACAACAAUUCCAGAAGCUUUUUUUGAUCAGAUGCUUGGGCUGAAGAUCCUUGAUCUUUCCGGAAAUUACAAGCUAGGUAGGCUGCCGAGUUCUGUUUCCAAAUUGGAGAAUCUUACCACACUACUGUUGGAGGAUUGUCGGUCCUUAAAAGAGAUUUUGAAGAAAUGUAACGGUCUACCCCUUGCUAUUGGGACAGUGGCGAAAACCAUGAAAGGAAAAUUUGAUCGUUACUCGUGGGAGAUGGCAGAUAAAGAAUUAAGCAACUCUGAAGAAUUUUUCGAUUGCUUGAAAUUCAGUUAUGAACACUUAGAAGAACUGUGCAAGAACUGUUUUCUAUAUUGUGCAUUAUAUCCUGAGGAUCAUGAAAUCUCCAAAGAGGAAUUAAUUGAGUGUUUGAUUGAGGAGGGAUUUAUAAAAGAUGGAAGGGGAUCUCGACACUUAAUGAAUAGUGAGGGCCAUGUUAUUCUCGGGAAGUUAAUAGACAACUGCAUGUUGGAAUUGGUUAAACAAGAUAAAAAGGUAGAUUGUGUGAGUAUGCAUGAUCUUCUCCGAGAAAUGGCGUUGAAUAUCAGUCCUCGAUUCAUGGUGAAAGCUGGCAUGGCCUUGGAAGAGCUACCAGAGGCACAUGAAUGGAGAGAAGAUCUUUUGAAGGUUUCUCUAAUGAAUAAUAGCAUAAGAGAAAUUCCUUCAAGCAUGUCGUCUCCCAAGUGUCCAAUGCUCACAACCUUGUUGUUGUCCAAUAACAAUAUUACAACAAUUCCAGAAGCUUUUUUUGAUCAGAUGCUUGGGCUGAAGAUCCUCGAUCUUUCCAGAAAUUACAAGCUAGGUAGGCUGCCGAGUUCUGUUUCCAAAUUGGAGAAUCUUACCACACUACUGUUGGAGGAUUGUCAGUCCUUAAAAGAGGUACCAUCUUUAUCCAACUUUCGAGCCUUAAAAAAGUUAGACCUUUCUAGGACAUCAAUUGAAGAACUACCCCAAGGCCUCAAUAUGUCAACCAAUAUGAAAUUUCUUCAUCUUGGUGGAAAAUUAUUUGAAAUACCUGAUGGAUUACUACAAAAUCUCUCCAACCUUCAGUAUUUACUAGUAGAUUUGAAUAUACCAUUGAAAGGGGAGGAGAUUGGAAAAUUGAGGAAGUUGGAAUUUCUUUAUGGCAGGUUCUCUACGGUGGAUGAUAUGAGCCUCUUUGUCAAUUCUAAACGAAAGUUGCUAAAUGGGUACUGGUUUUGUGUUGGAAGUCACAAAGAAGUAGAAAAAGUACAUCAAAUGCUUGCUAGCUUUUCAAUUAGUGCGAAAUGCAUUUUAUACCGUAAUAUUGAUAUCUGUGGGGAGGCUACUUGCCUACCAUCUGAUGCACAAGGCUUCUACAUCUUGGACUGUAAGCAUGUGAAAAUCUUAGACGACAUUUCUGGCUUUCAAAAUGCAACGGACCUGCGGGGUUGUGUAGUUGAUAGAUGUGCUGGCCUGGAGUUUGUGGUUUCCUUGUGCUGCUUAAAGCCACUUCGAAACAUUGAGUUGCUCUCCCUUUAUUAUUUGCCUAACUUGAAUGCAGUGUUUGAGAAAGUAGGAACAAUUGCCAAGCCAGCGCCACUGCCAGCUGGCACUUUUUCUCUCCUUCAAAAAAUUAAAGUUGUGGGUUGUGGAAAAAUAAAGAAGUUAUUGCCACUGGGGUUGUCGCUGUAUCUCCAGAAUCUUCAGACUAUUAAGGUUAAAGAAUGUGAUCAAAUGGAGGAAAUAAUAUGGUCCGAAGAUGGAGGAGGAGAAAAAGCCCCAGAAAAACUCACUCUACCCAAGUUAGAAAGGUUGGUAUUGGAUGAUUUGCCCGCAUUGAAGAGCAUCUAUAGUGGUUUUAGUACUGUUUUGAUCUGUGAUUCCAUCAAAAGGGUUGAAAUUAAAGGUUGCGGAAAUAUAGAGAGUGUUUUUUGGUCGGGGUUCAACCCACUUCCAACCCUUGAGUAUCUGCAGCUUUGGAGCUUAGAGAAUUUGAAAUCCGUGUUUGAUGAAGAAGCGCUUGGUUUAUCGGCUCCUUCCACCACCUUUUUCUCUCUUAAAACAAUUGAUGUGUAUAAUUGCCCUAAAUUAAAGAAAGUAUUCUCACUUGGAUGGCUGCUACGCUACUUCCAAUCUCUAGAGACUAUUGAAGUUGAUGACUGUAACCAAAUGGAGGAACUGUUUUCAUCAUCGCCCUAUGAAGAAAUAGAAACCCUAGAAAAAAUCACUCUACCCAAUUUACAGAGUUUGGAAUUGAAGAAGUUGCCCGAAUUGAAGAGCAUCUGUAGUAGUUCCAGUGUGUUGAUUUGUGAUUCCAUCAGGAUUUUGAAGAUUGUUGACUGUGAGAAGCUAAAGAGAAUUCCUCUGCAUCUUUCCUCGCUUGACAAUGGCCAGCCUCCCUCCCUCAAACAAGUUGAGGUAUACCCACAAGAUUGCUGGGAAUCAUUGGAAUGGGACCAAUCCAAUGCAAAGGAUGUCCUACCUUCUGUAAAUUCCUUUGGGAUGCGCUAAGAAGCAAAGGUGUGCUGGCUCUUUGGUGAUUGGACAGUGCAAAUGUAAGCCUUUUGUAACUUCAAUUUUCCAUUUCUGAUUCUGAUUCUGUUUCAACUCAGUAGGAAUUUACAUUUUUAUGCGUUUCUUCUUCCUUUCUAUCUCAACAAAUCUCCCUCUCUCACUCGUCUUUUCUUUUUCAAUGUCUUCUGUUUCUUCUCCCCACUGGCAGCAAAGCUGGAGUUGGACUCUGUUACCACAAGAAAGCCGGAGGAAAUCACAUUUGCUUGUAUCUAUGGUUGUGUUUUAUAUUUAACAUACAUAGGCUUGCUAUUUUAUUUUAUUUAUGUUGUGACUUUAAAUAUGUCAAAUUCUAAGUGGAAAUGUUUGUUUCCUUAUGUGUAAUUUUGUAUUUCAAUCUUAUGUGGAAGGAUUUGUCUUAUUUCCUAUGGUAUUUCUUUUCCUACAUCUGCAUCUUUACUUUUAUUGUAAUAAGCAUUUUGGCUAAAA
Molecule: messenger RNA, 4759 nt
Organism: Rubroshorea leprosula
Lineage: Eukaryota; Viridiplantae; Streptophyta; Magnoliopsida; Malvales; Dipterocarpaceae
Source: the annotation of a GenBank genome assembly